Molecule: messenger RNA, 636 nt
Organism: Perkinsus marinus ATCC 50983
Lineage: Eukaryota; Perkinsozoa; Perkinsida; Perkinsidae
Exons: 3
Coding region: 20-382 (120 amino acids)
Source: RefSeq, a predicted model, not a curated record
GUCUCCUUGUCCCUUUCCUAUGGACAAGGUCGAUGCUGAACAGCAGGGCUGCGCGUCGGCGUCGGUGAAGGGAAAAGUAACUGAGGGCGAAUCUGAUGGGAAACGAAGAGACCGGUUUGGCUGCGUUAUAAUGUCGAAGUCGAAAAGUCAUUCGUUGUGUUUUGCGGAUGAGGUCCCAGGGGCCAAUCGGGGACCACUUGUCUUCACUGUCAAUGUUGAGAGCUUCAAGGAUCAUAAUAGGGUCAGCAAUUACACGUACUCGAAGGACAGUCAGCGUGUCAAUGGCAAUGUGGAGCCUUCUAACGUACCGGUGUGUUCGCGCACAUCUCUUACGGAUUCGGAGUCGAAGCCACUGAAUAUAAAGUUUUAUAUCUGCUCGUAGACGAGGCUCUUCAUCGUCUAUAACAUUCCACUAGCACUGAAUUUCAAUACAGCCCUUUCCUCUAUUGUUGUACUCGUUCGAGGAGGGAUGGUAUGAAAACAGCAUUCGACAUAGAAUGCCACAGUUUGUCGUUGGACAUUUUUUUAUUCGUUAUCAUGUAUUUAUAGAACGAGUAUAGUAGAGGAAUAUCAGUUUCGGCGACCUCAUACGAUUUGUGGAAAACUGGUUUUCCCAAUUUUCCUAGGGUCUCCUAC